CGGCUCGGGGAGUUAUUUGACGCUGCCGUCCCUGGCAGUCGGAAGUUGCCUGAGCAGCGCCUAACCUGCCGGCCCGACCGGCCUUCGUCGUCCCCAAGCGCCCUCGGAGAGUCGCUGACCGGUGGACGGACCGACCGCCUGAGGACAGCCGGCUGGGGCAGCGAAAACGCCCGCCCUAUGUCGCAGGUGGCGUGAGGCGGAAGGCCGAUUGCGGCCGGCGGUGGCGGCGCCCGCCCCAGCGAUGCGGGCCCCGCCCGUCGCCUCAGGGCACUCCAUUCUUCCAUCCUCUUCUAUCCUGGAACCUAGCGAGGAGGAUUCCCUCAUGCUGUGCCAUUUGGAUAGUCCUUUAGCGGCACGAUGUACUCUGAAUGGAGGUCUCUGCACUUGGUGAUUCAGAAUGAUCAGGGCCACACCAGCGUGCUGCACAGCUAUCCAGAGAGCGUUGGGCGAGAGGUGGCCAGUGCCGUGGUCCAUCCUCUCGGGCAGGCCUUAGUGACUCCUUCAGUGGCGGGCAGCGAGAGUUUGUUGAAAACUGACAAAGAAGUAAAAUGGACCAUGGAAGUAAUUUGCUAUGGACUGACCCUUCCAUUGGAUGGAGAGACUGUAAAAUAUUGUGUUGAUGUAUAUACAGAUUGGAUUAUGGCUUUAGUGUUGCCGAAAGAUUCUAUUCCAUUGCCAGUUAUUAAAGAACCUAACCUGUAUGUUCAAAGUAUACUAAAACACCUACAAAAUCUUUUUGUACCAAGACAGGAACAAGGCUCCAGUCAGAUCCGACUAUGCUUACAGGUCCUGAGAGCCAUUCAGAAACUGGCCCGUGAGUCAUCCAUCAUGGCCCGAGAAACCUGGGAAGUCUUACUGUUAUUUCUCCUGCAGAUUAAUGACAUACUUCUAGCCCCGCCAACUGUUCAAGGUGGCAUUGCUGAGAACCUGGCAGAGAAGUUGAUUGGUGUUCUCUUCGAGGUUUGGUUACUCGCGUGUACUCGGUGCUUCCCAACACCUCCAUAUUGGAAAACAGCCAAGGAGAUGGUGGCUAACUGGAGGCAUCACCCCGCCGUGGUGGAGCAGUGGAGCAAGGUCAUCUGUGCGCUCACUUCCAGAUUGCUACGCUUUACAUAUGGUCCUUCAUUUCCUCCAUUUAAAGUUCCCGAUGAAGAUGCCAGUCUGAUCCCUCCUGAAAUGGAUAAUGAGUGUGUUGCACAGACAUGGUUUCGCUUUUUACAUAUGUUAAGUAAUCCCGUGGAUUUGAGUAACCCAGCCAUUAUAAGCUCUACUCCCAAAUUUCAGGAACAGUUCUUGAAUGUGAGCGGAAUGCCGCAAGAGUUGAAUCAGUAUCCCUGCCUUAAACAUCUGCCUCAAAUAUUUUUUCGUGCCAUGCGUGGAAUCAGCUGUCUGGUGGAUGCAUUCUUAGGCAUUUCUAGACCCCGAUCAGACAGUGCUCCUCCAACACCUGUGAACAGAUUAAGUAUGCCUCAAAGCACUGCUGUCAAUACCACCCCACCACAUAACCGGAGGCACCGGGCUGUUACGGUGAAUAAGGCCACCAUGAAAACAAGCACAGUUAGUACUGCUCAUGCCUCGAAAGUUCAGCACCAGACAUCCUCCACUUCUCCUCUGUCAAGUCCAAAUCAGACUAGUACAGAACCCCGGCCACUGCCUGCCCCUCGGAGACCAAAGGUUAACAGCAUCUUGAAUCUCUUUGGAUCAUGGUUAUUUGAUGCAGCAUUUGUUCACUGUAAACUUCAUAAUGGGAUAAACAGAGACAGCAGCAUGACUGCAUCUUUUAUCCAAAUUCUUCUUUCUUAUAAAUCUUCCAUUACAACACAAGCUAGCAUGGAAUUUCGACGGAAAGGGUCACAAAUGUCCACAGACACCAUGGUUUCCAAUCCUAUGUUUGAUGCAAGUGAAUUUCCUGAUAACUAUGAAGCAGGAAGAGCUGAGGCUUGUGGGACACUGUGUAGGAUUUUUUGUAGCAAGAAGACUGGAGAAGAGAUUCUGCCAGCUUAUUUAUCCAGAUUUUACAUGCUUUUAAUUCAAGGUUUGCAGAUAAAUGAUUAUGUGUGCCACCCUGUCUUGGCCAGCGUUAUUCUAAACUCCCCUCCUUUGUUCUGCUGUGACUUGAAAGGGAUUGAUGUUGUGGUUCCUUACUUUAUUUCAGCUCUUGAAACCAUUUUGCCUGACAGAGAACUCUCCAAAUUCAAAAGCUAUGUAAAUCCAACAGAAUUGAGAAGAUCUUCCAUUAAUAUCCUGCUUUCUUUGUUGCCCCUCCCUCAUCACUUUGGCACAGUCAAAUCUGAGGUGGUCCUGGAAGGAAAGUUUAGUAAUGAUGACAGCUCUUCUUAUGAUAAACCAAUAACUUUUUUGUCCCUGAAGCUGAGACUUGUGAAUAUACUAAUAGGUGCCUUGCAAACGGAAACAGACCCCAACAACACUCAAAUGAUAUUAGGGGCAAUGUUAAAUAUUGUUCAAGAUUCAGCACUUUUAGAAGCCAUUGGUUGCCAAAUGGAGAUGGGUGGUGGAGAAAAUAACCUGAAGAGUCAUAGUCGCACUAAUAGUGGUAUUAGUUCAGCAAGUGGUGGAAGCACAGAGCCUACAACACCCGAUAGUGAAAGACCUGCUCAAGCUCUUCUAAGAGAUUAUGGAUCGACAGCUCUUAAUACAGAUUCAGCUGCUGGGCUCCUGAUUCGCAGCAUUCACCUCGUCACCCAAAGACUCAACUCCCAGUGGCGGCAAGACAUGAGCAUAUCGCUGGCAGCUCUAGAGCUCCUCUCUGGCCUGGCAAAGGUGAAGGUGAUGGUGGAUUCAGGAGACCGGAAGCGAGCCAUCAGUUCCGUGUGCAGCUACAUUGUGUACCAGUGUAGUCGGCCAGCUCCUCUUCACUCCCGGGAUCUGCACUCCAUGAUCGUGGCCGCUUUCCAGUGUCUCUGUGUCUGGCUGACAGAGCACCCCGAUAUGCUCGAUGAAAAGGACUGUCUUAAGGAAGUAUUGGAGAUUGUGGAACUGGGUAUUUCAGGAAGUAAGUCCAAGAGCAGUGAACAAGAGGUCAAGUACAAAGGAGAUAAGGAACCGAACCCUGCAUCUAUGAGGGUCAAGGAUGCUGCUGAAGCCACGCUGACAUGUAUUAUGCAGUUGCUUGGCGCAUUUCCUUCCCCCAGUGGUCCUGCCUCUCCUUGUAGUCUGGUGAACGAGACCACUUUGAUUAAAUACUCCAGGCUGCCAACCAUAAACAAGCACAGCUUCCGGUACUUUGUCCUGGAUAACAGUGUCAUCCUGGCCAUGCUGGAGCAGCCUCUUGGAAAUGAGCAGAAUGAUUUUUUCCCCUCCGUCACUGUGCUGGUCCGGGGAAUGUCUGGAAGACUCGCUUGGGCACAGCAGCUUUGCCUUCUACCCAGAGGAGCAAAAGCAAACCAGAAGCUUUUUGUGCCUGAACCUCGUCCAGUUCCUAAAAAUGAUGUUGGAUUUAAAUAUACUGUGAAACACCGACCAUUUCCUGAAGAGGUGGAUAAGAUUCCUUUUGUGAAAGCAGAUCUGAGCAUUCCAGAUUUGCAUGAAAUCGUCACUGAAGAAUUAGAAGAGAGACAUGAAAAAUUAAGGAAUGGCAUGGCUCAGCAGAUUGCUUAUGAAAUACACCUUGAACAACAAAGUGAGGAAGAAUUGCAGAAGAGAAGUUUUCCUGAUCCAAUUACGGAUUGUAAGCCCCCACCUCCCGCCCAGGAAUUCCAAACAGCACGCCUUUUCCUGUCACACUUUGGAUUUUUGUCCUUAGAAGCAUUGAAGGAACCUGCAAAUAGUCGUCUACCUCCUCACCUUAUUGCACUUGACGCCACAAUACCUGGAUUUUUUGAUGACAUUGGGUAUCUGGAUCUCUUGCCAUGUCGUCCCUUCGACACAGUUUUUAUUUUCUAUAUGAAACCAGGCCAGAAAACAAACCAGGAGAUUUUAAAGAAUGUGGAGUCUUCCAGAAAUGUUCAGCCACAUUUCCUAGAAUUUUUGCUCUCCCUUGGCUGGUCAGUAGAUGUGGGCAGACACCCUGGUUGGACUGGGCACGUUUCCACCAGUUGGUCUAUUAACAGUUGUGAUGAUGGUGAAGGACCCGAACAAGAUGAAGUGAUUUCCUCUGAAGAUGUCGGGGCUAACAUUUUCAAUGGACAGAAGAAGGUGCUGUAUUACGCCGAUGCCCUUACGGAAAUAGCUUUUGUGGUUCCUUCUCCUGUGGAGUCCUUAACUGAUUCAUUGGAAAGUAAUGUCUCAGACCAAGAUAGUGAUUCAAAUAUGGAUCUUAUGCCAGGAAUCCUGAAACAGCCGUCCCUAACACUUGAGCUUUUCCCUAAUCACACAGACAAUCUUAAUUCCUCACAAAGGCUCAGUCCCAGUUCCAGAAUGAAGAAGCUGCCUCAGGGUCGCCCUGUGCCUCCCCUCGGACCUGAGACAAGAGUUUCUGUAGUCUGGGUAGAACGCUAUGAUGAUAUAGAAAACUUUCCCCUCUCAGACCUGAUGACAGAAAUCAGUACUGGUGUGGAAACUACUGCAAAUAGUAGCACUUCUCUGAGAUCCACCACUCUUGAAAAAGAAGUUCCUGUCAUCUUCAUCCACCCGUUAAACACUGGAUUAUUCCGGAUAAAAAUUCAAGGAGCCACUGGAAAAUUUAACAUGGUCAUCCCUCUUGUGGAUGGGAUGAUUGUCAGCAGGCGAGCACUCGGUUUUCUGGUGAGGCAGACUGUAAUUAAUAUUUGUAGAAGAAAGAGACUGGAGAGCGACUCCUACAGUCCGCCACACGUUCGCCGGAAACAGAAAAUCGCCGACAUUGUCAACAAGUACCGGAACAAGCAGUUGGAGCCAGAGUUUUAUACUUCGCUCUUCCAGGAGGUUGGACUCAGAAGCUGCAGUUCUUAGACCACUGUCUGUCUAGGACUCUUGAACUUCAGUUUGGGGCCAUAAUAUCAAAGCAAAACAAUUGAAUAGGUGAUCACUGUAAAAAUAAAAAACAUCACUCCCCAAGAGCUUACUGUUUAAUCACCAGAUAGAAGAAACAUUAUAAACCCAUUUGAUAGAAGACUUCUGGCUUUCUAGUGAAAUGGGCUCCCAGACACAAUCAUACUCCUGCUGGUAAUGAUGAUAUACAUUUUAGCCAUAAACUUCCUUUUUAAAAUGAUAAUUUUAGUUAAAUCUAAGCCUUUUGAGGAGAAAGGCUUUUAUGCAUCUCAGUUAAACACGUGCAUUGGUAGUAUCAAAUUUGCAAAUUAGAAGUUGAAGAUAGUUUUAUACCUCACUUUUUAGGAGGUUGUGUCCAAAAUUAAAAUCUGUCUCAGAAUCUUCCAGGACAUUUAAAGACUCUUGUUGACAGCGUGGAGGAGAAGGAAAGAAAUCUCAUCUUUCUGCUCGCUCGUAGGUCCAUUUGUCAUCCAACUGUCCAGCUGACAGAAAAGAACAUAAAUGUUUUCUGCUCAGAUAAGAAGUCUGACAUUAAAAUAUUUCAUUCUCUCUCCAAUUUCAAAAAGUUGUUGUUCUCAUCAAUGCACAGACCUGACUGAAGGCCUUAGUUUCUGGGCGGCCCAGGAACAGAUCUAAAAUGGAGGCACAGCCUUGUCCUUUAUUGGGGGUGCAAAUGGAGUUUGUGGGGUUAAAUGCUAUGACAGCAGCAAUGCCUCCACUUUCGGCAGUGUUGUCUAGCUCCGUGAUACAAUGACAGGUUACACAUUUGUAAUUCCUUGGUAAUUUCUUGGUUAAAUAGUAAGAAAUGUAAAUUUAUAACAAGGAUUGAAAAUUAUUUGGUUUUUUUCCACUGUCUCUUAUUUCAGGACCAAGCAGGAGACUGCAGUAGUUUAUGAAGGAUUCUAAUUUGUGGUUCAGGAAAUAGCCUCUCACCGCUACUAAUUCAGAUCUCUCCCAGAGAGCUACUGGUUCCAUCAUCAUUGACAAACAUUAGUGACCACCCUUUCGGGCGGCUGCUGAUAGAAAUGGCUGUUGUUGUCAUUUGGAAAUUCUUCUGUUACCUCGCUGCUACUUUUCUGCCAGGGAUAAAUGUUUUGAGGUGGCCAGACCCAGAACUUCUUUACAAAGAUUCCUGUUACAGUGCUAGAGUAUACACUGCUCAUUUCUCCUAUUCUUAUGUGCGUUCUUCUUUAUUAAGAUUAUUUUAUGUUAAGACAAGUGACAUUUAAAGUCCAAAGAAGAGUGAUCACAGUUGUAUAGGGGUGAUUUCACACUUGAACUCUGAUGUCAGUAGAUUCUGUAGGUCAGGGCUACAAUGGCCUGUUUGGUUUGAUGUUUUGGUAGUUUAAUUAGGGGGUGUGGGAUAGUGUAGGGCCUAAAUCCCUGUGCAGAUAUUUUUGUUCCAGAAGUGUGUAUUUUGUCAUCUGUAAGCAAGAAAUGUGGGCAUAAUGGCUCUUGGUUUUAAGUUUGCCGUACUUUUCUUCUUCAUGUUUGUUUUAAGCUCAGGUAAAGGAAACCUCCACCUUCUAUGACUCCAGUUUCCAUUCAGGUAUAAUGUUUUUCAGUAAUUGAUUUUCUUUUUCAUUUGGGCAAUAAAUUGAUGUUUCGAGAUGGUAGCAUGGGGGGAGGGGAUUAUGAUAAAGUUUAGCAAGUUCUACCCUGAAAAUGUUUUCAUAGCUCAGCAGGUAUAAGGUGAGGUUUAACAACUUUCAUGGAAAUUCCAGAUUGAUGGUUCAAGGGGAAAAUGGGCCUUUGUUCUAGUGGACGUGAACAAAGAAGGCUUGUGUAACUCAUAACAUUCCAGAGGUUAAAAAUAACUGAUGUAGGUCUACUUCCCUCAGUGUGAUUUUUCAGAUAAAACUUUUACCUUUGGCUUCGUUUUACUGUCAGCAAAAUGUACUGUGGUGUGCAUGUCGGGGGUGGGCUUCCUGGUCCUUUAAUUUACUCUAAUUUCUGGCAAUUUUUUGUAAUUCGAAUGGCUUUGGUAAGUGAAUAGCUGUGUUGAAUGCAGUUUGUGAUCUGAAAGACUUUAUGGUCUCCCAGGGAAGGAGGGAUGGAUUCAGGACUGUGCAGCCCCCAAAGGCAUGAAGCCCCAGCAUGUAAGACACAGACAGUGUAGGACCGCUGGUUCCUUCCGCUCAAAAUAACAUCGACCUAAAAGGAGCGUGGUGAGGACCCUUGGACCUUUCACUGGUAUGGGUUUGAGUUCAUAGUCACUGAGUUCACCCAACUGCCCUUGUUAAGAGUCUUUGAGUAGAAUAAUGGCGGAGGAGCGUAUUUAAUCCCAAUGACAGUCUUUAGUCGUCCACGUGGUAGGUUUGCUAGCAUGUGAUCAUAACCUUUGGGGCGAAGCCAGGACGGCUUGGGCCGUGGCCUAAACAGUUUAGUUGCUGCAUGUGACAAGCGCACGAGGAGGUGGAUGAGCAUGGCAUUCAGUGACAAGGAAAGUGUCACCCAAGGGACAGAGGCAGGUAGUCCCUCCACUCCUUUCCCACAUUUCGGGGAUGGAGGCUUUCUUCCUCCUCCUCUAGCUGGGAGCACUGAGGACAGUGAGGGGAGCUUUUGUCAGGUUUAAUCCUUUCCUUGUUCAGCUACCCUCCCUUUGGUCCAGUGCUUCCGCCUCCCCCUCCACCCCCCCUGCUGCCCAUUGGCCUUUUGACUGGAAUAGUUACAAGGUAGGUCGACCGCCUCCUGCCCUGCCCGCCCCACACACACGGGCGCACAUUUGUACCUCCAUGCUGCCCUCCAUUCCCCAGUCCUCUACUUCAGGGCAGCCCAUUCUCCUCUGGACUCAUUUAUAAAUACAAAAACCUACAUCUUUGGCCAGUAAUGUCGUGAGGCCUCCACAAAUGGUUACUUCUGCCUACACUGAGGAAGUACUUGUCAGGCUCUGCAGACUGAUUUUUAGAGAGGCAGAGUCUUUGAGAGCAUUUAUUUCUGCUGGAAGGUGGAACUUUACCCAGAGUGGGAGUCAGCCUGGCUCAGAUGUGUUUUGCAGUAGAUGGUUAAAAAUGUAUUGAAGGUAAUUUGACACUCCUGCUGGCAGUAGUUCUCCAUUCAGCAUUUAAAAAUCCAUUCAGGUUAUGUCUUCAUAAAAAAAAAUUGAUUUCUCUGUUUACAUGAAACAAUGAGUUAUGUUAAAUGGUCUGUUGUAAGGAUUUCCAUGACAGCCUCUUUUCCUGAGACGGAGAGAUGGGAGGUAAUCCCCCAGCUCAAUGUGGAAUUAAACUGUGGGUUCUCAGUAGCUAAAGAAGCCAUGUACUGUAUAGUGUUUUUCUUAGGGUAUCAACUCAUGUUCUUCAGAUGCUUUUUUCUUUUUUUUAAUGGUGAGGGAAAAGGUAUAAUUUGGGAUUCCACAGUGCCUUGCAUACAGUAGGCGCCCAAUAAAUACUUGUUGAAGCAAAUGAAGUUUCCCAAGUCCUCGUCUCUUGCAGUGACCAACAUCUUUCUCCUCCAAAGGGCUUGGCAGUUGUGGCUAAAAAUAAGCAGUAUCAUUCUGUGCUUGAAAUCAUAUAUACAAUUUGUAUGAAUUUCGGUAUGUUGCCAAGACAUGAUCUUUUUCUUAUUGUAUUUUCUGUAAAUAUUUCUGGCACUGAACUGUAAAGUAAAGGCGAAAUGUAAAUAUGAA
Rhinolophus ferrumequinum (greater horseshoe bat) is the source of this 8557-nucleotide messenger RNA. It is a transcript of the gene RALGAPB, whose product is annotated as Ral GTPase activating protein non-catalytic subunit beta. The transcript has 33 exons. NCBI's taxonomy places the organism in Eukaryota, Metazoa, Chordata, Mammalia, Chiroptera, Rhinolophidae. Gene Ontology annotation, molecular function: GTPase activator activity. Gene Ontology annotation, biological process: regulation of small GTPase mediated signal transduction; activation of GTPase activity. The record is from RefSeq and is a predicted model, not a curated record. Bases 358 to 4890 code for a protein of 1510 amino acids.